CCCUGUGUAGGGUGAGAGGAUACGGCGUUCCUAAACUGUACCCGCUCAGAGAGCCCGGCUGGACAGACCUCUAAAAACGCCGUGCUGUCGGUAAAGUUUCGUUCAGAAGCGAGGGGGAGAAACAAGAAUCUUCAGCAUGUGAAGCCUACAAAGUAAAACGGGCUGUCUGAGCCCUUGGGCUUUUUCCCAGGAAGCGUUUGCGUGCAUUUGCCAUGGGCAACCCUACUGAUGGAGAAGAGGUUUAUGUGGCUGUUAUUCGACCAAAGAAUGCUGGAAGCCUCAGCUCUCGAGAUUAUCGAGCAAAGCUAUAUGAAAUAUUAAUGAUUGAGGUACCAGUGGAAGGCCAAAAGAAAAAACGGAGGAAGAAUCUAUUGGAGACUAAACUCCAGGGAGAAAAGGACACAUCGCAGGAAAUACUGGACUAUGUUUUAGAGUCCACCAAACUUAUUUCACCUUCAAAUCAAGGUGUUAAAGGUAAAAGAGUUGUAUUGAUGAAAAAGUUUCAACUUGAUGGAGAAAAGAUUGGCCGGGAAGCUGCUCUUUUUCUGGUCCCCACGGCUGUUAAAGAAAAUGCGAAGAGCACCUAUAACCCAGGGACUCCGGUUUUCUACUGUCUGCAAGAUAUCAUGAGGGUCUGCAGUGAAUCAAGUACUCAUUUUUCCACAAUUACAGCCCGGAUGUUAAUUGCUCUAGAUAAGUGGUUAGAAGAACAGCAUACCCAGUCCCAUGCCAUCUCUGCUUUGUUCAGGCCUUCGCCUUUAGAGAGGAUUAAAACCAAUGUCACGAACCCUGCGUAUACCACGGAAUCUUCCCAGUCUGAGCAUUCCCUGCACAUGGGCUAUACCGCUCUGGAGAUAAAGAGUAAAAUGAUGGCCCUGGAAAAGGCUGACCUGUGUAUCUACAAUCCUUUGUUUGGGUCUGAUCUUCAGUAUACGAAUAGGGUUGACAAAGUGGUUAUAAACCCAUACUUUGGACUCGGAGCUCCCGAUUAUUCAAAGAUACAGAUCCCAAAAAGAGAAAAAUGGCAAAGAAGCAUGAGCAGUGUCAUGGAAGACAAGGAGCGCCAGUGGGUUGACGACUUUCCUUUGCACCGCUGUGCCUGUGAAGGCGAUACAGAACUGCUUGGCCGGUUACUGGAUAAGGGCUUUUCAGUAAACCAGUUAGACAAUGAUCAGUGGGCACCAAUUCACUAUGCAUGCUGGUAUGGCAAGGUGGAAGCCACGAGUAUGCUCUUGGAGAAAGGAAAGUGUAAUCCUAAUUUGUUAAAUGGCCAGCUCAGUUCCCCUCUUCAUUUUGCCGCCGGGGGAGGUCAUGCAGAAAUCGUACAGAUUCUAUUGAAUCACCCAGAAAUAGACCGGCACGUCUCUGACCAGCAAGGACGUUCUCCCCUAGACAUCUGUGAAGAGAACAAGCAGAGCAAGUGGGAAGAAGCUGCCCAGCUGUUACAGGAUUCAAUGAACAAGCCGUAUGAAAAAGUGCGUAUAUAUCGAAUGGACGGGUCAUACCGCUCAGUGGAGCUGAAGCAUGGGAAUAAUACGACGGUACAGCAAAUCAUGGAGGGAAUGCGUCUUUCACAAGAGACCCAACAGUACUUCACCAUUUGGAUCUGUUCAGAGAAUAUCAGUCUUCAGUUGAAGCCAUUUCACAAACCUUUGCAGCACAUCAGAGAUUGGCCAGAAAUCGUUUGUGAGCUGACAAACCUAGAUCCACAAAGAGAGACUCCGCAACUCUUUCUUAGGAGGGAUGUGAAACUUACUCUAGACAUAGAGAAAAAAAUUGAAGACCCUCUUGCUAUUCUCAUCCUUUUCGAUGAAGCCCGGUACAACCUCCUCAAAAGUUUCUAUCCAGCACCAGAUGCAAAACUUAUCACUCUAGCCAGCCUUCUCCUCCAGAUAGUCUAUGGGAACUACGAAAGCAAGAAACACAAGCAAGGAUUCUUAAAUGAAGAAAAUCUAAAAUCUAUAGUACCGAUCACUAAAGUGAAGAGCAAAGCACCGCAUUGGACAAAUCGAAUUCUUCAUGAGUAUAAGAAUUUGAGUAUGAGUGAGGGUGUGAGCAAAGAGAUGCAUCACCUGCAGCGGAUGUUUCUCCAGAAUUGCUGGGACAUUCCCACGUAUGGAGCCGCAUUCUUCACUGGCCAGAUCUUCACAAAGGCCAGUUCCAGCAACCAUAAAGUCAUCCAAGUGUACGUUGGAGUCAACACAAAAGGCCUGCAUCUGCUUAAUCUGGAAACCAAGGCCUUGCUGAUCAGUUUGAACUUUGGACGGUUCACAUGGCAGUUGGGAGAUGCAGAUAUUUGUUUCCAAAUCCAUAGCCUGGAAAAUAAAAUGAAUUUUAUCGUACACACGAAGCAGGCUGGCCUUGUAGUGAAACUUUUGAUGAAGUUAAGUGGUCAGUUUACACCCGCCGAUCGGAAUGUGUCUGAAAGAUAUGGUUACGGCUAGCACCCCAAGAUGGCCUCUUGCUGCUUAUUGACGGAUUAUUGGAGUGUGACAAAGUGACAUGUUUAUGAGUAAUUUGUCCAUAAAUGAGUCCUCACACUUCUCUCUCUGCAGUAAUCACUAUGGACCAGGAUGACUUAAUUUAUGACUGACUCUUCUUGUUUUCUCAUACAUCUCUUGCACUUCCUGCUUAUAGACUUUGGUGAAUCGAAAUGGACCAAAGUGAAUUUGGUUCUGGUUAGCCAGCCCAAAAUGGAUUCUUAACGCCUUUUCACAUUUACUGCAUUUUGUGCUUAGCUUGCCCUACAAUCAUUCCUGUUGCCUUCUGAUACUUCUAUCUAACAUGGAGACCAAGACUAAGCUUCGCUAAUUUAAGAUAGACUUUUCCAGCCUAAAGUGUCUUAUGCAUUCCAUGUUUCUACAAUGCAAUGAGAAUGAAGGAUUCGGUUUUAUCCCGUUGCCAUAAGGAUAUCCUGGUUUCUUCCAAAAAUGACUAUUUUGAUGUUUAGUUUGUUUUUUGUAUUUUGUUUUAUUUUGU
This is a messenger RNA of Pelobates fuscus (common spadefoot toad), 2979 nucleotides long. It is a transcript of the gene KRIT1, whose product is annotated as KRIT1 ankyrin repeat containing. Bases 213 to 2444 code for a protein of 743 amino acids. Lineage: Eukaryota; Metazoa; Chordata; Amphibia; Anura; Pelobatidae. The record is from RefSeq and is a predicted model, not a curated record. Gene Ontology annotation, molecular function: protein binding. The transcript has 18 exons. Gene Ontology annotation, biological process: regulation of establishment of cell polarity; cell redox homeostasis; negative regulation of angiogenesis. Gene Ontology annotation, cellular component: plasma membrane; cytoskeleton.